Chrysoperla carnea is the source of this 1423-nucleotide messenger RNA. RefSeq names its product testis-specific serine/threonine-protein kinase 4-like. Gene Ontology annotation, cellular component: cytoplasm. The record is from RefSeq and is a predicted model, not a curated record. Gene Ontology annotation, biological process: intracellular signal transduction; protein phosphorylation; microtubule cytoskeleton organization. NCBI's taxonomy places the organism in Eukaryota, Metazoa, Arthropoda, Insecta, Neuroptera, Chrysopidae. Bases 97 to 1260 code for a protein of 387 amino acids. Gene Ontology annotation, molecular function: ATP binding; tau-protein kinase activity; protein serine/threonine kinase activity. The transcript is spliced from 6 exons.
UUUUGACAAAAAUAAUUAAAAAUAGAUAUUAAAAAAAAUUAUGUUUGCGCUAAAAUAGUAUAAUUAAAUAAUCAUAGCAUUAAGCAUCAAAAAACAAUGCCAAAUAAAGAACAUCAAAGUUCGGGACCACAGAGCUUACACAAUGCAAAUCAACAAGUUCACGCUGCAGUUGUUGUACCCACAAAUCCAAUGGUAUCAGAAGUACAUGAUCCAGUUAAACCGGUGAAAAAGGCAACAGUUUUAGAGACACAUGGUUAUGCGUUAGGUAAAAAUAUUGGACAAGGAUCAUAUGCUACUGUGAAGGUAGCAUACAGUGAACGCCAUCAUUCAAAUGUGGCUGUGAAAAUAGUAAGUAAAUUUACAGCACCGGCAGAUUAUUUGAAAAAAUUCUUACCAAGAGAAAUUGAAGUUGUUAAAGGAUUAAAACAUCCAAAUUUAAUACGAUUUUUACAAGCUAUUGAAACCACACACAGGGUAUAUAUUGUUAUGGAAUAUGCUGAAAAUGGAAGUUUAUUAGACAUGAUACGGCGAGAUUCCCAUAUUGAUGAAAUUCGAGCACGUAAAUGGUUUCGGCAAUUAGUUGAUUCAAUUGAAUAUUGCCAUGAAAGAGGUGUUGUCCAUAGAGACAUUAAAUGUGAAAAUAUGUUAAUGGAUACAAAUUACAAUAUAAAAUUAUCGGAUUUUGGUUUUGCCCGAGGUCAUUUAAAAACAAAAAAUGGAUCAAUUAUAUUAAGUGAAACGUUUUGUGGUAGUUAUGCGUACGCAUCACCUGAAAUAUUAAAAGGUAUUCCGUAUCAACCACAGAUGUCUGAUGUAUGGUCAAUGGGUGUCGUUCUUUACGCCAUGGUUUAUGGACGAUUACCAUUCGAUGAUACAAAUUAUUCACAAUUGGUAAAGCAAGUAUCAAACAAGGUAACAUUUCCUCGUGAUCCAAAAGUAUCGACAGCAUGCAAAGCUCUUAUAUGUAAAAUUUUGGCACCAUUAAAAGUUCGAGUAAGAAUUUCUGGUAUUAGAGCUGAUGCAUGGUAUAGUGCAAGUGAAAAAUCACAACCUGGUACCAGCCGAGAUUCAUCAAUUGAAGCUUUACCCGCCCCCUCGCCAUCUUUGGGUGCUGAUCAACAUGCACCCGUUCCACUAUUAACAAAAGAACAAUUAAAAGCUCAAGCUAAUGAAAAGAAAGAACAUGUUGCUUCUGAUGAAACUCCAAUCGGGAUUCAAAUGCCCGAUGAUCAAAUUUCACAAGAUACAGAAAAAAAAUAAAUAGAAAUAAUUUAACGGUAUAAAUUCAAUGUCGAAAUGGAAAAAAGCAGUGAUGUGCCAACUCUAAAAAAGUGGAAAAGUACAAAUUAAUAUUGGAGCCCCUAUUGUGAAUCCCCCAAUAUUUUCUAUCGAAUUAAUAUGAAAGCUCUGUACAUAGUUUUAU